AUGAACACAAGCGAGAAGCUGACGAAGAAAAUGAGUCCGUCGACGGCUGAAGAGGAGGAGCGCAUGCAGGAUGUCCCCUACAGAGAAGCUGUGGGCUGUCCAAUGUAUCUCGCCCAAAGCACACGACCGGAUAUAUGCUACGCCGUGAACGUGCUCAGCCAAUUCAAUUCUAAUCCUGGUGAAAGGCACUGGAAUGCGGUGAAGCACCUAUUGCGAUACGAAAAAGGGACCUCCAAAUGUCGCGUGGUGUAUCAUCGAAACAAGAACUCGGAUAUCAACGGAUUUUCCGACGCGGAUUGGGCAUCAGAUCACGAUAACCGAAAGUCCACCACAGGCUACGUGUUUACCGCUCAAGGAGGAGCCAUCUCGUGGUGCUGCAAGCGGCAACAAACCGUUGCUUUAUCAACCUGUGAAGCCGAAUACAUGGCGUUAUCGGCAGCGGUUCAAGAAGCCUUAUGGGGGAAGCGUUUACGAGGCUUGUUCGAGAAAGAGGAAGCGAUCGUAAUUCACUGUGACAAUCAGAGUGCCAUUUCCGUGGCGAAGAAUGGUGGCUGUCAACCAAGGACCAAACACAUCGAUAUACGCCACCAUUUCAUUCGUGAUGCAUGGGAGAAAGGCGAUGUUCAAGUGGUCUACAUCAGUUUUUGCUUUGUUUUCUUAGAACCUUUAGAAACCUAUCAAAUUUGA
This is a messenger RNA of Aedes albopictus (Asian tiger mosquito), 687 nucleotides long. RefSeq lists its product as uncharacterized. The coding region runs from base 1 to 687 and encodes 228 amino acids. The record is from RefSeq and is a predicted model, not a curated record. The transcript has a single exon. Gene Ontology annotation, molecular function: nucleic acid binding. NCBI's taxonomy places the organism in Eukaryota, Metazoa, Arthropoda, Insecta, Diptera, Culicidae.